This is a messenger RNA of Nymphaea colorata (pocket water lily), 1184 nucleotides long. RefSeq names its product probable xyloglucan endotransglucosylase/hydrolase protein 8. Gene Ontology annotation, molecular function: xyloglucan:xyloglucosyl transferase activity; hydrolase activity, hydrolyzing O-glycosyl compounds. The record is from RefSeq and is a predicted model, not a curated record. Gene Ontology annotation, biological process: cell wall biogenesis; xyloglucan metabolic process. NCBI's taxonomy places the organism in Eukaryota, Viridiplantae, Streptophyta, Magnoliopsida, Nymphaeales, Nymphaeaceae. The coding region runs from base 122 to 994 and encodes 290 amino acids. The transcript has 4 exons. Gene Ontology annotation, cellular component: cell wall; apoplast.
GCUGUCACACACCUUUCAGAAUCUCCCCUUGGUCUUAUAGGUCAGCAGCCACUAUGCCACCACUGGCUCCUCCGGUUCUCUUCGCUUCCUCCUUCCCGACUUUCUUACGGCCCCAUUGGAGAUGAAGGCACACACGGUUCUUUUCUUGAUAUGCCUUCUAGAUCUUGGAAGGCUGAUGCUCGCCGGCAGCUCCUUUUCUUUCAAGGAGAACUUUGAUGUAAUGUGGGCGCCGGAUCACUUCAGCACAUCUGAAGAUGGCCAAACCUGGUACCUCACUCUCGAUAAGAAAACAGGUUGCGGCUUCCAAACAAAGAACAGGUACAGAUUUGGGUGGUUCAGUAUGAAGCUGAAGUUGGUCGGAGGCGAUUCUGCUGGCGUUGUCACUGCUUAUUAUAUGAUUUCAGACACGGGGAAAGAGAGGGACGAGUUGGAUUUUGAGUUCCUGGGCAACAGGACGGGGCAGCCGUACACACUGCAGACAAACAUAUACAAAGGGGGCGUUGGAGGCAGGGAGAUGAGACACAUGCUGUGGUUUGAUCCUACCAAGGACUUCCAUACCUACUCUUUCCUGUGGAACGACCACCAGAUUGUGUUCUUUGUGGAUAGAGUGCCCAUUAGGAUCUACAAAAACACAGAUGCAACUAAAGACGUCUUCCCGAAUGAGAAGCCAAUGUACAUGUUUUCAAGCAUUUGGAACGCAGACGACUGGGCGACAAGAGGUGGACUAGAGAAAACGGAUUGGAAAAAUGCACCGUUUGUUUCCACUUACAAGGAUUUCCAUGUAGAGGCUUGCCAGUGGGAGGAUCCUUAUCCAGCAUGCGUUUCGACAACAACUCAGAACUGGUGGGAUCAGUAUGAUGCCUGGAUUCUCUCGGAUGGGCAGAAGGUGGAUUUCAGCUGGGUAGGCAGAAACUUGGUCAUAUAUGAUUACUGCACAGACACAACCAGGUACCCCAAAUUGCCUGCCGAGUGCAGCGUAUCUCCAUGGCAUUAAAUCUAGGCAGAAAACUCCAGUGUGUUCAAUAUCCUAAUUCUAUUUAUUUGUUCUGUUCUCAUAAGAUGAGGUUGGGUUGGGGGUCUCCUUUGCCAUGACAAGAGGAUUGCUUGGAAUUGUAAGCAGGAGUGAGGAGUCAUUUUUACUGUUUAAAAACGUGUUUAUCAAUGAAAGUAUCCGUGUUCCCUUA